AUGGGGGAGGAGAGUGCUAUACAGAAUGGUGGUGUCAGGGGGAACAACUCGGACCCUCCGAGUGCGAGUCACAAGACGCACGGUCCGAGUAGCGUUGAUCUUGAUUAUAAAUUAAGAAUGUUGACAUGUAACCACCCAGUUCCUCCGGAUCGGUACAACGAUAGGGUGGAGGAGCAUUUACGAAUUACCGGGUUCUAUCAUGUGUCUCAGAUUGGGAUAGUUCAGUGUCAGAAAGCAUUGGUAAAUGCUCUAAUCGAACGUUGGCACCCAGACACACAUACGUUUCACCUUCCCAUUGGUGAAUGUUCCGUGACUCUUGAAGAUGAGGCUCUAAUACUUGGUCUUCCCACAGAUGGUCUUCCAGUCACAGGGAUGACAAUGAGUAGUUUUGAAGCCAUGAAGGCGGAGUGUUUGCUUCAAUUUGGGGUUGCACCUCGUAAGGAGGACUGUAGAUCAAGUUGCAUAAAACUGACAUGGCUGCGGAAUCUAAAAGAGAAUUUAGAGUUGACUGACGAAAUCAGUAUACAGAGGUAUGUAUGUGAGGUGUCACAUUAUUUGCUGAUUGGGACGAUACUGUUUGGGGAUAAGUCUGGGGCAGGUGUGCACUGGAAAUUUCUACCCUUGCUUGAAGAGUUCGAUGAGGAUGAAGAAUCUCGUAACGAUGGUCAGGCACGCAGUCCAGAUGACAACGUCAAAGGUUACAAUCUGAGGAUUGAUCCGCCACGUCAGAGUGCUAAUCGUUUCACCCCUUCUGUCUUCAAAAAAGCGGCCAAGAAAUGCAAGAAGUUUGUGAAUGAUGUAAAGUGGAAAAUGAGAAAGUAG
Molecule: messenger RNA, 822 nt
Organism: Arachis stenosperma
Lineage: Eukaryota; Viridiplantae; Streptophyta; Magnoliopsida; Fabales; Fabaceae
Product: protein MAIN-LIKE 1-like
Exons: 5
Coding region: 1-822 (273 amino acids)
Biological process (GO): meristem maintenance; meristem development
Source: RefSeq, a predicted model, not a curated record